This is a messenger RNA of Cyprinus carpio (common carp), 1660 nucleotides long. RefSeq names its product UPF0687 protein C20orf27 homolog. NCBI's taxonomy places the organism in Eukaryota, Metazoa, Chordata, Actinopteri, Cypriniformes, Cyprinidae. The record is from RefSeq and is a predicted model, not a curated record. The coding region runs from base 138 to 671 and encodes 177 amino acids. The transcript is spliced from 5 exons.
AAACUAUCAGCUUCUGUUUAUUGAUUCCUUUUUUGUGGUUCUCUUUCUGUUUCUCAGGGUUGUUUUGAGGUCAGAUGAUCUCUACGAUGAGGCCGUAACUGAAGCUUUUCUUGAGGCUGGUGUCGAUCGUUACCAGAAUGGCCACUGCUAAGAAAGCAGCGUCGUCUAAGACGGGGGGCGUUCGCUUCACUGAGGAACCCGCCGCAGCAGCCGCCGCUCACUCUCAUGUGCAUUUUGAUGAGAAACUGCACGACUCCGUUGUCAUGGUGAUACCCAAAUCAAACGGAAACUUCCUGGUUAAGGUGGGCUUCCUGAAAACACAGCACCGAUAUGAGAUCGUGUUCACACUGCCAGAGAUGAUGCCAGAGCUCGGGAAAGACGUGUGUCCAGCCCCCAUCCCCAAUCCACACCUCCGUAUCACUAACAUAACACCGUCCUCAGACGGAGGUCUGAGGGUGACAUGUGAAUAUAUGGCCCAUCAGGAGGGAGUGAUGUGUGAGGAGGUGCAGAUUCUCAGUGAGAGCAAAGAGGAUGCAAGCGUGAAGGUUAAAGUUCAUGCUCGUGUCAUGGACCGUCAUCACGGGACUCCGAUGCUGCUGGAAGGCGUGCGCUGCAUAGGAGCAGAACUCGAGUACGACUCCGAGCAAAGCGACUGGCAAGGCUUCGACUAAAUGCCUGAACCUCACAGACUUCCCGAUCAGUGACGCGUAUCUCCUGUCGGGAGCAACAGAAUAUUCCAGCUUCUGGAAUUCUGUUGUCCGUGUCACUGCUUUCUGCUCACAGCGUUUAAAAAAACAAACUGUGGUUACUAGCUUGUUUGUACUGUUACAAUGGAAUGCAGGAAUAAUCUUUCGUUUACUGUAGCUCUCUGUGAUUUGAUGUUUUUCAGGUUUGGAUAAAAAACAACAAUCAAAUGGUGUGCGUUUCCUCCAGCUGAAUUUCAGUGUUAUGAUUGAAUGUUUCUUUUAGAUAAAACAAAUAUAAUAUGCUCUUAUGUCUGUGUUUCUGCACUUUCUUGCUCCAAUCUGAUGUGAUUCUAAGGUUUUUAAACUAAUUCUAGGAGUGAUGCUUGUGCUCACUGUGAAUAAGCCUCUUAUUUGUACCAGUAGGAGGCACUGCUGACCACAAAAUCAAUCUUAAAUGUUUCACCAUGAACUUUGUAGGCAUCUUGGCUUUAAAAUUUGAAUGUUUUGAUUCAUCUACUGAAAUAAUUUGAUAGUAAUUUACUCUAAAUCAUUUAGAUCCAGCAAAUGUUGGUGAUUUUGUCUGCCCUGAUAGAUUUUUAACGAGAUCAUCACAUUAAGGGCUGUUCCUUCAUCUUUUGUGUGUAACAUCGGUCUGUUUUGUCAGCCAAAGUGCCUGAAAUCAUGUACACUGUUAGUUUAUUUGAUUGUACCCUCAUGUAAAUUGAGCCAUUACACACUGAAUGUUGGCAGCCUUAUUCCAGCAUAGUAUUGUAUGUCUAUUCUUAACUCCAUAUAACUGCUUUUAUGAGGUCUCUGGAUCUCUUUAAAAGUUUGUGUGCUUUCAAACGGAAAUUCAAAAUUAUUUCUACCAGAGCAAAUAAUCUUGACUGUUUUCACUGUUGACGGCUUGUCUCUUACUGUAUUUUUUUUUUUUUUUACUCUCAAGCAAAUAAAAUUCACAUCUUGUUACAAAA